UUAGUGUAAUGUUAUUUAAUUUGCAGGAACACUGAUAUCUAUUUUAGAAACAUGUUAUUAAAUUAAAGUGCGCCGUCUCUCUCUGCUCUCCAAUCCUACAUUUCAUGCCAGAGAAGCGGGACCCUCGGAACUACAUUUCCCAUACUGCCCCGGGUGACAGGCGACUGAUGACCCGGCUGUUCCGCAGCUACGUGGCCUUCCUGAGAGAGACUUGGAGACAGAAACGACAUGGAGCUGGAGGCAAUGACUCGAUACACCAGCCCGGUGAACCCGGCUGUCUUCCCUCACCUCACCGUGGUGUUGCUCGCCAUCGGCAUGUUCUUCACCGCCUGGUUCUUCGUCUAUGAGGUGACCUCCACCAAGUACACUCGUGAUAUCUACAAGGAGCUGCUCAUCUCGCUGGUCGCCUCGGUCUUCAUGGGCUUCGGGGUGCUCUUCCUGCUGCUGUGGGUCGGCAUCUACGUCUGAGGCAUGCUGAGAGAAAAGGGGAGGGGCUACACACCACAGCAACAUUCCAGGGGCGUGGACUUCAACAUUGCCAUGGCAACGCAGGCAUUUCUUAUUGCAACUGUUUUUCACAGAUUCUGUACAAACUGAGCACUGACCUGGGGAGGGGAGGGGAGCCAUCCACCGAAUAAACACAAGAUUUUUUCAUAGGAAA
Messenger RNA from Acipenser ruthenus (sterlet), 661 nucleotides. It is a transcript of the gene tmem258, whose product is annotated as transmembrane protein 258. The record is from RefSeq and is a predicted model, not a curated record. Gene Ontology annotation, biological process: protein N-linked glycosylation. Lineage: Eukaryota; Metazoa; Chordata; Actinopteri; Acipenseriformes; Acipenseridae. The coding region runs from base 229 to 468 and encodes 79 amino acids. Gene Ontology annotation, cellular component: membrane-bounded organelle. The transcript has 4 exons.